AUUUAUGUAAAUCACUUUGCUUGGUCAAUAACUUUCACCGUCAGUCUCGAUAUUCCAGUUCUACCCUUGACGAAUAAUGCUAUACUGAUAACAGCGCUGGACUAGUACUCGAAGGUACGCGUGCAAGGCCAGCUGUUGACAUGAACGUCCUUGGCGCGUGGAGAUUGAAGAUUGUCCCUUGAAGCUUGACCGGUGACCGGUGACCCCUUGACGGUUAUCACCAGAAUAAAGAUACAAAGCUCGAUUUCCAAGUCGGCGGUUAUCAUCAUUCAUGAUUCCCAGCCAUAUCAACUGUGAUUCCUGUUCUCAGGCCAUCUUACCAUCCAAGCCACGGGUCCACUGCCUCACUUGUACCGACUACGAUUUAUGUGCUGAUUGCGCUCUCAGCGAACGGUUCACUGGUCAACACGAUUCAUCACAUCGUACUCAGAUAUACCAGCUCAGUGGAGGAGGCGACUUACCGCCUUCGUUGUCAGAUACUGUAUCCUUGACCUAUACUAGUCCUGUUCAUCAGUCUCCAACUCCCAGCAGUCCUCCACCUCUCCCGCCGCGUCGCCAAUCAUCAGGCCCGCCGCCCCCCUUGCCACCGAGGUCCAACUCUGGCAGCAGUGCAUCAGGGCGUCCGACUCCUAGCACGGUCCCGCCGUCUCCACAUAUUCCUCCUACCAACCCACCGAACGGCUCCGCUGAUCGUAGCGAGAUGCUAACCUGGAGCCCGUUGUUCGAUGAUUACAUGGAUGUCACCACCGUCGGUGAUCUAUUCUUCAACGCGAUCUUCACAUAUCUAGACCCAUCGUAUACUGGGUAUCUCACGCCAGAAGUAUACUCGCGUUUCUUGGAUGACCAAGGGUACCUACUUCAUGAGAACGUCUGGAAAUCAAACCUCGUCCCAGAUGCCAUGUACGGCGGUUCCAAGGAGAACAUGGCGGAUAAGGCACUGAGAAACGCCUAUGAUCUCUUUUCUAUCGAGCAUAUCCUCAAGCAUAGACACAAUCCGUCGGGAUCUACAACACCUUCUAUAACAACCCAACUACAGGGUCUAUUUGGAAACGCGUUCAACCCAGCGAUGAUGCAUUCCGUUCCCCUCCAGUCCUCUAAUUCUCAGAUGCCCCUCCUUACACGGAAGGGAUUCAUCGACAUAACAACCGUCGAGGUCCUCUCUGAUCCAUCGAGAGCUUGGGGGAAUCUCUCGCGCCUGUUGAGAGCGUAUCAGCUGGAGCCGUUCCGGGGAUGGGGGGACAUGCCGCGGAACGUAUUGCCAGAAGCUGCUGACGAAAGAAUGCUCCAGCGUGUACGAGGUGUUUCGAGCUUUGCAAAGAUGAGGGGAGAGCAGCAGUUGGCAUCUACGAUGGCUGAAAUGGAGUUGCGACGUCAAGGAAGGGAGAACGCCCUUGAUCUCAUUAGCGAUACGCGGUACAAGUAUGUAUACAGGUAGGUAUGUAUUAUGUGGGGUGUAAUUUGUGUCUGUAGUAUAGUGUAUACAGUAUUGCUCGACUUCCAAACCAUUCUCGCCAGUAGCCUCGCUUUAAUGUCCCACUAGAUAUACAGCAUUGUGAAUCCAAAUUGUUUACGUUGUGAGAAUUGAAGUUGAUCAUUAGAUGAGGAAGGAGACCGGUUGUUCAUCUGGUGUUGACUGCGAAGGAAUAUUCUCAGGAUGGGCUGAUAAGACUCAGGACAACGAGACAUUGGGGUGCCCGUACAAAC
Messenger RNA from Desarmillaria tabescens, 1704 nucleotides. RefSeq lists its product as uncharacterized. Gene Ontology annotation, molecular function: zinc ion binding. Lineage: Eukaryota; Fungi; Basidiomycota; Agaricomycetes; Agaricales; Physalacriaceae. The coding region runs from base 272 to 1435 and encodes 387 amino acids. The record is from RefSeq and is a predicted model, not a curated record. The transcript is spliced from 4 exons.